AUGACAGUGUAUCGCCCAGUUGUCGAAAUUCAGUCGAGAAUAGUUGGUUACGGAGGUAAGUGCAUCAGAGGAUUUAGCGCCACUCUCCCUAAUCAUCCCAACUGUCCUGAACCAGAUAUAACUUUCAAUAAGAUAAGAAGUGUAUUAAUUGAUGAAGUUUUUGCGCGAAGUGGAUGUCAUCAUGGACACGACUGGGCUAUUAUUGAAUUAGAAGAAAGGUGCCGAUUCUUCGUCUGCCUUCAAAAAUUUCAUAUCAGAAAUGUACUCGAGAUGUAUUCGCUAUUUGGACGUCUUUUGCAAAAGAUGGAGGAAGCGAAAAACUUCUCUUUUGAAAAGUACUGGCAAAAGGAGACCAAUUUAAAUUUACCUUCGGAUGGGGAGGAAGCGAGAAACAGGACUAACAGGAUCCAGUUUGCUAGGUUAAAUAAAAGAGGCAUAAAUAAGAGGAUAGAAGGAAUUACCAUUAAGGUCUCUACUUGGGAAGAUAAAGGUAGAGAAAUGCUCAAAAAAGUCUUUAACGAAAGUGGACCUAUGAUCCAUGAGAUUCCUAUGAUCGUGGACCCAAAGUGCGAUAGACCAAGAACGGACAAGCUACCAAGCACCGCUUCUGACUAUCUCUGCGCGACGUCAAUGAACACUGAUGAUUAUUUCGCUCCGAGAACGUGUCAUGGGGACAGUGGUGCAGGUAUGGAGCAAAUUGAUGAACGUGGGCGAAGUGUUCUAGUAGCCUUAACAUCGUUUGGGACAAAAGGGUGCCCGGCAAAUGAAUUGGCAAGGUUCACGCGUGUGGACCACUACCUUCAACCAAUAUGUGCAUAUACAGGCGUUUGUUAUUCUCUUAUCGGUAGAGAUCUAUAG
Messenger RNA from Strongylus vulgaris, 858 nucleotides. The record is from the annotation of a GenBank genome assembly. NCBI's taxonomy places the organism in Eukaryota, Metazoa, Nematoda, Chromadorea, Rhabditida, Strongylidae.